This is a messenger RNA of Chrysochloris asiatica (Cape golden mole), 1653 nucleotides long. It is a transcript of the gene LRRIQ4, whose product is annotated as leucine-rich repeats and IQ motif containing 4. Gene Ontology annotation, molecular function: protein binding. NCBI's taxonomy places the organism in Eukaryota, Metazoa, Chordata, Mammalia, Afrosoricida, Chrysochloridae. The record is from RefSeq and is a predicted model, not a curated record. The transcript has 5 exons. Bases 1 to 1653 code for a protein of 550 amino acids.
AUGCAAAUGGACAGUAUAAAAUCAGGAGAACAUUUAUCAAACAUCCAGAGAGAUAAUCCACAACAGAUAAUUGACAGAAAAUUUUUCAUUGAUGCUUCUAACCAGAGACUGACUACCAUUCCACAAGAGAUCUUAGAAUUAAAAGAAUUAGAAGAAGUACAUUUAGAAAAUAACAAGAUUGAAGUUAUUCCCCAGGAAAUUCAGUAUUUAAAGAAUGUCAGGAUCCUCUAUUUGAACAAGAAUAAACUAAAGAAACUGUGCCUGGGCCUGAGCAAGCUAAGCAACCUAGAGAGCCUAGAUCUGAGCAACAAUCCCCUUCUCUCUUCUAUCCAAGUCAUCAGCCACAUCCGCACCCUGCGUCAGCUCUGGCUCUACAAGAAUUCCCUGAAAGAAUUUCCCAUUGCAAUCUGUAAGUCCCUUCACCAUCUGGAGCUUCUAGGACUAUCAGGAAACCUCUUGAGCUCUUUGCCCAAGGAAAUAGUGAACCAGAGCAAAUUGAGGGAGAUCUACCUGAAUCAAAAUAAAUUUGAAGUUUUUCCUCAGGAGCUCUGCGCUCUCUACAACCUAGAGAUCAUCGACCUGGAUGAGAAUCAAAUAAAUUCCAUUCCAGAAGAGAUUGGAGAACUGACACUGCUGCAGAAGUUGUAUAUAGCUCAUAACAACAUGCCCUUUAUACCUGAAUCCCUGUGCCAUUGUAGCAAAAUGUCAGUCCUUGAUUUUUCCUAUAACUCCCUUGAACACAUUCCACACAUUCUCACCAAGCUCAUAGAGAUGACAGAAAUCGGACUGAGUGGGAACCACCUAGGGAAGGUGCCCCACCUCAUUUGUAAGUGGCCCUCCCUAUACUUGCUAUACCUGCGCAACACAGGUCUACAGAGUCUUCGGCAUUCCUUCAGACGCCUGGUCAACUUGCAUUUCCUGGAUCUCAGUCAGAACCAGCUGGAACACUGUCCAUUACAGAUUUGUGCUCUGAAGAAUCUGGAAAUCCUGGCGCUGGAUGAUAAUAAAAUACAGCAGUUACCUCCAGAGAUUGGCUCACUUUCAAAAUUGAAGAUUCUUGGAUUAACAGGAAACCAAUUCCUCAGCUUUCCAGAGGAAAUUUUUUCUUUAACGUCUUUGGAGAGACUAUAUUUGGGGCAAGAUCAGGGAGCCAAGUUUACCAAUCUGCCAGGAUGCAUUAGCAAACUGCAGAGUCUCAAAGAGCUUCACAUAGAGAACAAUAAAUUGGAGUAUCUGCCGGAUUCCUUGGGUUUACUGAUUAACCUGGAAAUUCUGGAUUGCUGCCAUAAUUUUCUUAGGCAACUUCCAAAUUCCAUUUGCCAAGCACAAGCUUUGACAGAAUUACUACUUAAGGACAACUUGCUCACUCAUCUUCCAGAGAAUUUGGAUAAGUUAGUAAAUCUAAAGACUCUGAUGCUGAUGGAAAACCCCAUAACAAAACCCCCAAUAGAAGUGUGCGCUGAGGGUAUGGAGGCUAUCUGGGCAUAUCUUAAGGAAAACAGAAGCAUGAAAGUAAUGGCAACAAAGAUCCAAGCAUGGUGGCAUGGAGUAAUGGUAAGGAAAGGACUGGGAAGAUUUGAAGAAUUACAAAAACCACGAAAGAAAGGAAAGAUCCCGCCAAAAGACAAGAAGGGAAAGAAGGCAGAAAAAUAA